UUUAUGGGAGGAACCUCAUCUAUGCUGUGGCAACGCAACCUGGUCGUCGUUUUUGUAAGCAGGGAUUAACAAAUUGAGCCAACUUUUCGAGACGUUCAUGGUACAACGCAAGUAGCAAAAAACACCCUUUCAGGAGAUGGCGUUGUGGGCGCAGACACAGCAGCUGCAGGGGGAGGCCCUGCACCAGAUGCAGUCUCUCUACGGACAACACUUCCCCAUCGAGGUCCGCCACUACCUGGCACAGUGGAUCGAGGCACAGCCCUGGGAUGCGGUUGACCAUGAGAACACGCAGGAGGAGUUCAAGGCCAAGCGUCUGCUGGAGAGCCUGCUGCAGGAGCUGCAGAAGAGGGCCGAGCGCAUGGUGGGGGAGGACGGCUUCCUGCUCAAGAUCAAGCUGGGCCACUACGCCACGCAACUACAGAACGCGUAUGACCGGUGUCCCUUGGAGUUGGUGAGAUGCAUCAAACAUAUUCUCUGCACAGAGGAGAGGCUGGUGCAAGCUGCUAAUAAUGUGAGCUCCAGCAGGGGAGGGAUGAUAGACGGCACAUCCCAGAGGUACCAGCAGAUCAACCAGGCGUUUGAGGAGCUGCGCGUCAUGACCCAGGACACGGAGAACGAGCUCCGCAAGCUACAGCAUAGCCAGGAAUACUUUAUCAUCCAGUACCAGGAGAGCCUGCGGAUACAAGCCCAGUUGAGCAGCCUGGCGAGUCUGCCUGCAGCGGAGCGAGUGCAGAGGGAGACGACCCUACAGAGCAAACGCACCACGCUGGACGCCUGGCUCACACGGGAGGCCAACACGCUGCAGAAACUUAGACAGGACUUGGCUGAGAAGCAGCAGACCUCUCUGGCGUUGCUGCGUAAGCAACAGGCGGUGAUCCUGGACGACGAGCUGAUCCAGUGGAAGAGGAGGCAGCAGCUGGCAGGCAACGGGGGACCAGCGGAGGGAGGGCUGGACACACUGCAGUCAUGGUGUGAAAAGUUAGCGGACACUAUCUGGCAGAACCGUCAGCAGAUCCGGCGGGUGGAACACCUGACCCAGCAGCUUCCCAUCCCCGGCCCAACAGAGGAACUGCUCAAGGAGCUCAACGCCACCAUCACCGACAUCAUAUCCGCCCUCGUCACCAGCACCUUCAUCAUUGAGAAGCAGCCACCGCAGGUCCUGAAGACCCAGACCAAGUUCGCUGCCACGGUGCGGCUACUGGUGGGGGGCAAGCUCAACGUGCACAUGAACCCCCCGCAGGUCAAAGCCACCAUCAUCAACGAGCAGCAGGCCAAGGCCCUGCUCAAGAACGAGAGCAGCCGCAAUGACAGCAGUGGGGAGAUCCUGAAUAAUAACUGUGUGAUGGAGUACCACCAGACCACUGGCACGCUCAGCGCUCACUUCAGGAAUAUGUCUCUGAAGCGCAUCAAGAGGUCGGACAGGCGUGGAACAGAGUCUGUGACGGAAGAGAAGUUCACUAUUCUCUUCGAGUCGCAGUUCAGCGUAGGGGGAAAUGAACUCGUCUUUCAUGUGAAGACUUUGUCCUUGCCCGUGGUGGUGAUUGUUCACGGAAGUCAAGACAACAACGCCACUGCUACCGUGCUUUGGGACAAUGCUUUCUCUGAACCCGGGCGCGUGCCGUUCCUGGUGCCUGACAAGGUGAUGUGGCCGCAGCUGUGCGAGGCGCUGGACAUGAAGUACAAGGCGGAGAUGCAGAGCAACCGCGGGCUGACGGAGGAGAAUCUGGUCUUCCUGGCCCAGAAGGCCUUCAGCAGCGCCAGCGUCAACGCAGAAGACUACCGCAACAUGACCAUGACCUGGAGCCAGUUCAACCGGGAGAGUUUACAAGGCCGGAACUUCACCUUCUGGCAGUGGUUCGAUGGAGUCAUAGAGCUGAUGAAGAAACACUUGAAGGCCCACUGGAAUGACGGUGCGAUCCUGGGCUUUGUGAAUAAGCAGCAGGCCCAGGACAUGCUGCUGUCCAAGCCCAACGGCACAUUCCUCCUGCGCUUCAGCGACUCGGAGAUCGGAGGCAUCACCAUCGCCUGGGUGGCAGAGAACCCCAACAAGGCUGGUGAGCGGAUGGUGUGGAAUCUGCUGCCCUUCACCACUAAGGACUUCUCCAUCCGCUCGCUGGCCGACCGCAUCAGCGACCUCAACCACCUGCUCUAUCUCUACCCGAACCAGCCCAAAGACGAGGUCUUCUCCCGAUACUGCACACCGCCCCUGUCUAAAGGAGUUGAUGGCUACGUCAAACCAGAGAUCAAGCAGGUGGUGAAAGUCGAGUUCUCGACCCCCAACCCUGACCCGUCUCCAGGCACGCCCUCCUUCAUGGAUCACGCGGCCUCCCCCACCAUCAGCCAGCCCCAGGGUUUCAGUCUCUACCCAACCGUCGGUGACUCUGUGCUGGAUGGGGACGGGGACUUUGACCUGGAGGAGUCGAUGGACAUGGCGCGGCAGGUGGAGGAGUUCCUGAGGCAGCCCAUGGAGACACGCUGGGGGGGGCAGCAGUCCUGACCACACACCACCCCCCCAUAACCCCACACACCGGAUCCUGGAGAACACCUCUACUACACCCAUGUGACACACACACACACACACACAUACACACACGCACACACCCAUACACAACCCCACAAACCGGAUCCUGGAGAACACCUCUACUACACCCAUGUGACACACUCAUACACACACACAGGCUCCAAGUCAUUUCAGUUUCUCCCAUCCUCUGGCCUCUGUGGAGAAUGGUUUCUUUCACCUAUUCAAACACCCAGAUUAUGGUUGAGAGGAUGACAUCUGAAUUGUGUAUUGUGCAAGAUAUUGAAUCAAACUUUUGAUCGUCACCGAUGUACAGUCUUGCGUCACAAGGCCAGAGGCUGGGGGAACUAGAAUGACCUCCCGUCACACUCAUGGCGCCCUCAUGAUUGCCCAAAACUGGGGUGCAUUUCUCAAAACCAAAGUUGCUUACUACAUUAGCUACUUUGUUGUUUUCAAUGCAUUUUCCCAUUGGCAACUACCGAAGUCGCUAACAGGCUAACAACUUCUCUUUUGAGAAAUGCACCCCUGAGCAGUAUACUAAGAAGAAGGGGUGUAAAUCACAGCCUCCUUGACGAUAUGAUUUGAUAUUGAUAUCUUAAGCAUGGAUUAUUUUCUCUACUUAAUAAUUCCCCACGAUACGAUGCGAUUAGAUUAAAUCGUCAGUCGUAGGAUCGAUGCAUUUAUGAUUUACACCCCUACUAAGAAGCUGGAUCAGUUGUCAACCAGGUUAAGGUAGCCUUGUGGUUGAGGUAAAUCAUCUAAUAGAAGAGUCCUGAGUCUUAACUAAAAAGCCAUUGGCAGGUUUACCACUUCCUGUAGGUUCAUUAAGCCUGGUUAUCAGUUAACCAUGUUCUUAGUAUAUGCCCCCCAGAUCUGUGCAGAUCGCAUGGACCGCUGCUGAGCACCAAUGAUCUCUACAAUAGCCGUCUGUGUGAUAAUGGUGGAGUGAAUCGUGUAGAGAUCGUCACAGCUGCUGCAGCUGUUGUUGCAAAUCUGUUCCCUCACAAACACACACACAGACACACACACACACACACACACACCAAGUCAAAUUUUCUCCGUCCUAGUCUUAAUGCCGCCCUGUUAAACCUCCCAGGGUCUGGCUGACUGCAGCCUAGCUCUGGCCAGUCCCGUACAUAUCACACUUAAACCCUUCCCUUCUUCCUCCUGUGUCACCUACAGCCUGAUUCAUACCGUAUGUGUGAGAGGGGUUGGUAUUUUUACAGAUAUGUGUGGAAUGUUUCACACAUGCUAACCAAUGGCAAAAUAAAUAUGUGUUGAGGGUUAACACAUACAAACAGAA
Molecule: messenger RNA, 3821 nt
Organism: Engraulis encrasicolus (European anchovy)
Lineage: Eukaryota; Metazoa; Chordata; Actinopteri; Clupeiformes; Engraulidae
Product: signal transducer and activator of transcription 5B-like
Exons: 19
Coding region: 137-2497 (786 amino acids)
Biological process (GO): regulation of transcription by RNA polymerase II; regulation of cell population proliferation; cytokine-mediated signaling pathway
Molecular function (GO): DNA-binding transcription factor activity, RNA polymerase II-specific; RNA polymerase II cis-regulatory region sequence-specific DNA binding
Source: RefSeq, a predicted model, not a curated record